This is a messenger RNA of Alternaria arborescens, 663 nucleotides long. RefSeq lists its product as hypothetical. NCBI's taxonomy places the organism in Eukaryota, Fungi, Ascomycota, Dothideomycetes, Pleosporales, Pleosporaceae. Bases 1 to 663 code for a protein of 220 amino acids. The record is from RefSeq and is a predicted model, not a curated record. The transcript has a single exon. Gene Ontology annotation, cellular component: mitochondrial large ribosomal subunit. Gene Ontology annotation, molecular function: structural constituent of ribosome.
AUGUCAACAUGUAAAUCCCUCCUUCGGGCAUGUCCAUCGCAACGGACUACUCCAUCGCUCCUUCCCCUCACGCAAUGUCGUUUCGAAUCCACAACCCGGCGGCACAGAAAACUGCUCGCACUCCCCGAAGCACCAUCCUACACACCCGACCGCUCGGCUCCCACAUUGGUCUUCAAUCCCCCGUCUUCGGCGCCAAACGUCUAUCACACGCCGCUCAAGUUUCUGCCCAAGGAAGAUAAGAGAAGACAGUUAUACGCUGCCGCUCAACAAUACGCAACAAAACUGGCGCACACACGGCAAUCCUCCCACAUCGCAGCGCCUGGCACACCACUCAAUACAGACAGUUUCCUUCCACCGCGCCCUUCUGCCUCCCUGCCUGCGCCUGUUCGACAGCCAUACGAGAAGACCUACCAUCUCAACGAGAAUGAUAUUGCUGAGAUUAGGAGGCUGAGGAGUCAGGACCCAGAUACAUGGACGCGGGUGAAGCUGGCGGAGAAAUUCGGUUGCAGUCAGUUCUUUGUGGGUAUGGUUGCUAAAAACGAGGGCAAGGCGGAGAGGGUAAACAGGGAGCAUGAGGCGGCAAGGAGGAAGUGGGGAACCAGGAGACGAGAGGCUAGGGAGGACCGGGGCAGGAGGAAGGUACUUUGGGGGAGAGACGCUUAG